Molecule: messenger RNA, 991 nt
Organism: Belonocnema kinseyi
Lineage: Eukaryota; Metazoa; Arthropoda; Insecta; Hymenoptera; Cynipidae
Exons: 5
Coding region: 25-777 (250 amino acids)
Source: RefSeq, a predicted model, not a curated record
CCACUGCACUUUUGACGAAUAGGCAUGAAACUACCACUCUCCGCGCUUUGUGCCAUCAGUGCAUUUUUAGUUAUAAAAGCUGAUGAAGAAGUGCCCCUGCCUCCUGAGUUCAGGCGCUGUAAUAGGAAUGCCGCAGAUUUCUCUUUAUGUGCGAGGCAAGCCAUUGAGGAAGCAUGGCCGACUCUUGUUAAAGGAAUUCCUGAACUUGGGAUUCCACAAUUGGAUCCCUUUGUGGUCAACUCACUAGAACAGGAAUUUCAUAGCGGCGUCUUACGUGGAAAGAUGAUAGUGAAAAAUGCAAGGGUUUAUGGUGCUGCAGGUCAUAAAUUCAAGUCAGUGAAGCUUCAUCUUAAUGGAGAUCGAUUCAAUAUGGAAAUGGAUGUGACAGUGCCAAAAAUUCUAACCGAGGGUGACUACAUGGGAGAUGGAUAUAUCAGUGCUUUUAAGAUAGGUGGAAAGGGGCAAUUUAAUGUUACCAUGGAAGGAAUCAAGACGUAUUUUAACAUCGAAGGACGUGUAGAGAAUGACAGAUGGGUCGUUGAACAUUUCAAAGUUUUCCCUGAAAUUUCGAAUAUGCACAUCUGGUUUAGUGACCUUUUCAACGGAAAUAAAGACCUCAAUAAAGCAGCCCUCAUUUUCUGCAACGAGUACUGGCCUGUUCUCUAUCGAGGAAUGUUACCUUACAUAUCGCCAUACAUGGACAACUACAUGACGGACUUCGCCAACCGUGUUUUCUCAAAAAUCUCGUUUUCAAAUAUGUUUCCUAGUGAAAAAUAGCCUUUAAUCGAUUUUUAUUACUAUUAAUUGCAAUACCCUGAAGAUCUAAAAAUCUUUAAAAAAUUGGUUUUCUUUCGAAACAAUUGAAAUCGCUGUUACGGUUAACCCUCAUAUUUAAUUUCUGUAUAUUAAAAUCUAUUUUACAUGGAAUUUUUAGAGAAAAAGGUAAAUGAAAGAAAAAUUUUAAUUUGAUUAAAAUAAAUUUUUUACAUUC